Molecule: messenger RNA, 847 nt
Organism: Symsagittifera roscoffensis
Lineage: Eukaryota; Metazoa; Xenacoelomorpha; Acoela; Convolutidae
Product: activated RNA polymerase II transcriptional coactivator p15-like
Exons: 1
Coding region: 44-424 (126 amino acids)
Biological process (GO): positive regulation of transcription initiation by RNA polymerase II
Molecular function (GO): transcription coactivator activity; DNA binding
Source: RefSeq, a predicted model, not a curated record
GGUGACUUGAGUUUAUUUUCAGAUUGUUUUGUAUUGGAUUGGGAUGCCGAAGAGCAAAGCGAGAGUGUCCGACGACAACGAGAGUGAGAGUGGAAGCAGCAGCAGCAGCGACAGCGCCUCCACUCCUUCCGACUCCUACACCCCCAAAGCGAAGAAGACAAAGAAGCAGACCUCCUCCCCCUCUGCUGCCUCCUCUGCUUCUGUCUGGAAUGAGGAGGGGCGACUGGCGCUAAGUGAGAAGAGGUUUGUAACGGUGAAGUGGUUCAAGGGCCUCGUGUAUGUGGACAUCCGGGAGUACUACGAGAAGGAUGGAGUGAAGAUGCCAGGCAAGAAGGGCAUCAGCCUCAACCCCGAACAGUGGGCCAAACUGAAGGACAACUUGCGCCACAUCGACAAAAAGGUCAAGGCCGUGGAAGAGAGGUGAACACACAAACUGAACAGGACAGAAGAGAGCAGACAGAAGAGAGGAGAAGAGAAGAGAACAGAAGAGAAGUGUGCAGUUAGUGAGUGGAUAAAGAUUAGCCGCUGCUCAGUGACAUCUGUGUGUUAUCCUACUUUUUAUAAUUUCUGAGAAAGUUUUUGUUAUAGUUUAAUUUGUUGGUGGCUCAUAAUGAAUGCUAAAUUCAAUGAUUUCGUCUAGGUACAAGUAUGAUAUUUUUGUCCCAACAUUUUAGAUGGCUCUUUGAACAUUUUAGGCUUUUUUCAUUUUUGGAAACGGUUUGCUUCUGUCCACUUGUGAUGGCGUGUUUUAAUACUUGUUUUCACGAGUGACCCAACUAUCAUACUUGCAUCUUGUUUCACUUCUAUAGUAAUAACUGCUGCAAUUUUGAAUUCAAUUUUGUUGAGU